AUGUCCGAGGCCUACGAGCGCGAAAGGCAAAACGACUCCCGCCUAAACGAGCUUUCCGCCAAAGUAUCUGCCCUGCGCGGCGUCACCGUCGACAUCUACGAUCACGCACGUGCCCAGGAUGUCAUUGACAACACAGUAUGGCUCCUGCCUCACGCUCCCCCCAUGAAGAAGGACCUGAACCCAUCCCGAAGCACAUCUAACGAGCCUCCAGAAUGA
Messenger RNA from Metarhizium brunneum ARSEF 3297, 216 nucleotides. RefSeq lists its product as uncharacterized. The record is from RefSeq and is a predicted model, not a curated record. Lineage: Eukaryota; Fungi; Ascomycota; Sordariomycetes; Hypocreales; Clavicipitaceae.